Messenger RNA from Priapulus caudatus, 6652 nucleotides. RefSeq names its product probable phosphorylase b kinase regulatory subunit alpha. Gene Ontology annotation, cellular component: phosphorylase kinase complex. Bases 151 to 3906 code for a protein of 1251 amino acids. NCBI's taxonomy places the organism in Eukaryota, Metazoa, Priapulida, Priapulimorpha, Priapulimorphida, Priapulidae. The record is from RefSeq and is a predicted model, not a curated record. The transcript has 30 exons. Gene Ontology annotation, molecular function: calmodulin binding. Gene Ontology annotation, biological process: glycogen metabolic process.
GUCACCAGAAACCGUCCAAGAUGGGCGUAGUGUUAGUAACAGUGUGUUAGUAGGUUACUUGUUACUUUCAACAAUCUCUGUGGCACGAUAACGUACUUCUGUUCACCCCUAAACGAAUUUCUGUGACAGCCAAGAUCACAAACCGCGAUCAUGAGAAGCAGAAGCAAUUCGGGAGUGAGACUUGAUUAUUAUCAACACCUUCUGCACAACACGAUAUUGUGCCACCAGCAUCCAGUGACAGGAUUGUUACCUGCAUCCCCAAAUCAGCCUCAUGCAUGGGUUCGGGAUAACGUUUAUGCGGCCAUGUCGAUUUGGUCGCUUGCUAUGGCUUACAAGAAAAAUGCUGACCUAGAUGAAGAUAGAGCUAAAGGUUAUGAACUAGACCAGAGCGUCGUUAAGAUCAUGCGCGGCCUUCUGAUGUGCAUGAUGAAUCAGGUGGAGAAACUGGAGAAGUUCAAGUACAGCCAGAGUCCGCGAGAUGCGCUGCACGCGAAGUACUCGAGCGCCGACUACAAAACUGUCGUCGGUGACGGGGAGUGGGGCCACCUGCAGAUUGACGCCACUUCCCUCUACCUGCUGCAACUGUCACAGAUGACCGCUUCAGGGCUUCAGAUCAUAUUCACUCUGGAUGAGGUUUCAUUUAUUCAGAAUUUGGUAUUUUACAUCGAGGCUGCCUAUCGUAUCCCAGAUUAUGGUAUUUGGGAACGUGGUGAUAAGACAAAUCAUGGACUACCUGAGCUGAAUGCGAGCUCAAUAGGGAUGGCAAAGGCUGCGUUGGAGUCGAUUAAUGAUCUGGAUGUGUUUGGAGCGAGGGGCGGACCCGCAUCUGUGAUUCAUGUCAUGGCCGAUGAGGCGCAGCACUGUCAGGCUGUGCUAGCAUCAAUGCUACCCAGAGAAUCGAACUCUAAGGAAAUCGAUGCUGCUUUACUGAGCAUUGUAGGCUUUCCUGCUUUUGCUGUUGAGGAUCCAGAGCUUGUUCAAAUGACCAAGGAGGCUAUCCUCAGCAAACUUCAGGGGCGCUAUGGUUGCAAGAGGUUUCUACGAGAUGGGCACAAGACUGCAAGAGAGGACCCAUCUCGACUACACUAUGAACCAUGGGAAUUGCACAUCUUUGAAAAUAUUGAGUGUGAAUGGCCACUGUUUUAUAUCUAUCUUUCACUGGAUGGUCUUUUCCGAGGUAACCUUGAACAGGCGGAAGAAUACUUUGAAGCCUUGGAAGAUAUCAUGAUUAAAACAGAGAAUGGCCUGAAACUUCUACCAGAAAUGUAUGCAGUUCCUCCUGAUAAGGUGGAGGAGGAGAAAAAGAACCCGCACAGCCAAGAGAGAAUAGCCGUCGGCAAGAUACCGCAGAUGUGGGGACAGUCUCUUUACAUCCUCAAUUGCCUGCUCAAGGAAGGCUUCAUUGCAGUGGGUGAGCUGGAUCCUAUGAACAGACGACUCAUCACUGACAAGAAACCAGACCUGGUUGUGCAAGUUGUAAUUCUUGCUGAGACGAAAAACAUUCAGGAAAAACUAAGAGAGUAUGAUUUUGACGUGGAGACAGUGGCUGAGGUGCGACCAAUAGAAGUUCACCCGGCUAGAGUGCUGAGUGAGAUAUUUGCUCAGCUUGGGAAAAACAGGAAGCUAAGCUUAUCAGGCCGACCAUCACAUGAUGUUGGACUACUAAGCACAAGCAAGCUCUACAUGUUAAGAGACCGAAUAUUCACCUUCACGCCACAGUUUUCCGAUCCACACGAGUUCUACUUGGCGGCCGAUGCGAAUCUUCUGCUCGACAUGUUUCUCACUGACAUAGCAUUUCUGAAGACGAGCUGGCGACAACUAGGCAGACCCACCAUCACAAUAGUGCUGCACAAACACAUGUGGGGUGACAUAGAUUUAAAGAAAAGUUUGCCUCCCGCUGUGAUUGCUACACUCAAAAAGCUCAAGAGUGGCUAUGUAACUGGGGCCAGCUCUUGUAGGGUGGAUCUCCGAAAAAUCAAGGAUUUCCUCAGCACAUCCUGCGUUACUCAGUUGAAUUUCCUCGCUAAUACGGAAUCCGGUGAUAUAGAAGGCACAGAUGAGAGCGUGUUGGAGCUUCUAGACAAGAUCACUAGGCAGAAUGGCUCGCACCGACACGCACGCUUGCCUGUGCAUCAGGGCCGAACACCGGGCUCCAUGUGUCACCGAGCUUCCUCCGUGCGGGGCAUCGUUAAGCGUACAAAGUCGAUCGCACUGGACCAGGGCGAUGAGGCCAACUACAUGCGCAGCAGGUAUGCAGCGAGGCAACCCAGCUUCUCAGCCACGCGUGAGCAAGACUCCAUCGAUGAUGACGAUUGCAACGUGUCGAUACAGCUAUUCAACGAUAGCACGGGGUCUCGGAGACGCUCGUCUGAGUUGAAUUACCCUCACCUUGACAGCCAUCACAUGAAACCUCCCCUGCCACCAGACAGGUCGUCAUACUGCCUCAGAACAGAGCCUAUUGCACAGAAGCCUACAGCACAGGUGCACGUGGAACGGAUGGAAACUCUCUAUUCUGGAAUAAACCCAGAAGAUCUGCUGGACAUACUGCGAGAAGCUGCAAGCCUUACUGAGCAAGCUGAUAUCAUUCACUAUUUGUUUAUAACAAAGGGUGCAAGUUGGGAUACCCAUAUUGAUGGGAAGCCAGGUUGCAAGGUGAAAGACCUGUUGCAGGAACUAUAUGAAAAGGCUUGUCAUGAGAAGCACUGGUGGUUAGUCAGACACACUGCCGGUGUCCUAAAGAAACAGGUGGAAGAUCUGGCUAAGGCUGUUACAGACCUGCUGGUCAGGCAGAAGCAGGUGACAGUGGGCAUGCCCCCUGAACCAAGGGAACGCACGAUUACGCGGCCACUUCCUCCAGAUGAACUAAGAGGAAUCAUUGCUGAUGCAUACGGAGAAGACAGUAGUACAUCCAUGUUGACACAGGAGCUGUUGAUCUAUCUGGCUAUGUUCAUCUGCACAGAGCCAGACCUAUUUCGAUCGAUGCUGCGUCUCAGAGUAGGGCUCAUCAUACAGGUGAUGGCCUCCGAACUCGCUAGGACACUCAACUGUGACGGUGACAAGGCAGCCGAGGAUCUACUGAAUCUAAGUCCGUAUGAGCUGAAGACUCUGCUGCACCACAUUCUCAGUGGGAAAGAGCUACGUGUACACGUUAACGUCGAGGCUGACAAUGAUAACGAGGUAUCCCUGAAAGAAUCCAACAAAGAGGAAAACCUUGGAAUGAGACAAGUUAGAGAUGAGAUCAAUGACACUCAUAAAGUUUCCUUCGUGUCGUUUGGUUCGUCGAAGAAAUCUGGGUCAGGGCUGAGUGAAGGUGAUAUCUGCAGGCAAGGUCAGUGGCUUCGUCGUCGUCGUCUAGAUGGUGCCCUCAAUCGCGUGCCUUACGAGUUCUACCCAAAACUGUGGAAGGUUCUUGAAAAGUGCCAUGGCUUAUCCAUUCAAGGAAUGGUUCUUCCACAGAGUUUGACCCGAGAGAUGACGCCCGGUGAAACAAAAUUUGCACUGCAAGUGGAGGCAGUACUGAAUCGCAUCCCACAGCCAGAGUACAGACAACUGAUGGUAGAAACACUCAUGGUCCUCACACUGGCUGUAGAGGCAGACAAGAAGUGCAGUCUAGGAGGCAUCAUACAGGUGGAAUACUUGGUCUCCGAGGCUAAUCGAAUAUUCCUAGCUGAACAGUUACGAGUGCAAGGUGAUGCCACGUUGUGCUGUGCAGGCCCCCAUGCAACUGUGCCGUUGCCAGGGAAGCCUCCUGUUUUGAGGUGUGGUGGCAAGGCUGGCAUCUGCCAGCUGUUUUAUGACAGCGCCCCUAGUGGUCGAUUCGGCACAAUGACAUACCUGUGCAAGGCAGUUGCCCAAUCGCUCAACAUAUUCCCUGCCACUGGAGACUUGGAGUGUGUGAUUUCCUAGAGUUCGUUCUCUUCUGCACACGUGCUUAUGAGGGAGCGAGAGAGUAAGUCCUAGUCAAAUGCUGGUGUCACAGCACUAACUUAGAAAUAUAUAAUUUCUGGUCAAUUUUCUAAAGAUGUCAGGUAACCCAGUUAAAUACUUAAUUUAAUUAGCAUUUAAUAAUGACAAUCCUAUUUAAUAGACUGUACUGCGGAUAUCGAAUGGUUUUUAUACAUUAUAUGGGUUUAAUACAGCAGCGCAGUACGAAACGUCAUACAAUUUAUAUGGGCCAUCGAUUGUAUGUUGGAUGUUAUAAGGUAUGACCACUAUAUGGGGCUAGUUACUGUACUUCGUUAAUAGUAAGUGAUGAAAAGAAAACGUUUACUAUUUCAUUUUUGCUUUGCUCCGGAGUUUUCUUCUGGUAUGUGAACCGUGUUGGACUUUUCCAGUUAAACGUUUGCUGGUUCAAGUAGGGAACUCGUUAGUAGAUUGUACCUCAGUGCUACUUAUGUUGGCGGUACUUAUGGUACUUGGUGUUUUAUUACUUAAUAUACGUAAAUAUAUGAUUGCAGAUCGAGUUGUAUUAUAACCCAACAUGCAGAAUAAUUUCUUUUGGAUGCUGAGAAACGUAGAGGUUGUUACAAGUAUGUCGAUGAAAAUAGAAUGGUAGGUUACGAUUCUUUUUGUGUGAUACAUGUAAAUCUAAUGCCCUAGUCGAGAGAUUUUAAUGCUUCAUCAAAACAUGUCCCUGUUUUGUGGGUCAUGGGCAAGUAGCUUAUAAUUAUGUGAAUCUGUGGAUAUGUUCACAAUUCUGACAGUUCAUAUUUAGCAUUCUAUAUUCUGUUAAUCCACCUACGCUACAAUCGUUUUUCUCUAUGAUUAUUGUACUCCAAACUACCCUAGUGCCUCCCCAGUCCAACCCCUUAUUAUGCUCUCUUUGGCACAAAAAUCGUGCAUAUAUAAUAUUUAUGCAGGUUUAUGUUUGAAUGAGCAGUAAAGGUAUCUUUAACUAGUGACAUGUUCUAGUGUCACAAAGUUGCACAUCUACGCGCACAACUGCGUUAUUGUGAUGGAUUAUGAUUUGCUGUGUAAAUGUUUUCACGCAAGGUGUUUCCGAAUAUCGAAUUUUAUUUAUCAGGGUUGUUUUCUUAAUUCAGAUUUUAGCGUCAGUUUUUUUGGCGAUAGACACAAAAAUGCUGGUGGUAGUUUUUUGUGUGACAGUUUGUGAUGUUCCCUCACAGCCCGUCAUAUUUGCACGAGUUAUGAAAAAGAUUUUUGCAUUGGAACGUGCAACUGAAUUCAGUGGUCUUCAUUGGGCUGUUUAUUGGAACACAUUUGGCAAGUAUUUAUCUGUAAUUUCAAUACAAACGAUUUAGCAAGAAAUAGUAUUAGUUAUUCCCUGUCAACUGACAUUGGCCUUACUGGAUUUGGCUGUAUGUAUCCAUACUGUGAACCUCAUUGUAGAUCUCAUUGCACAGUCAAUGGGUAUGCUAACUUAACUCUGAAAUUGCAAUUAAAAUUUGUCUUGGUUAUAUCUAUAUAUGGUUUUCCUUAUUUUUACUUUGAUUUGAGGAAUGUUUGUGUAGAAUUUCACGUACAUUAUGAUUAUACCAAUAAAUUUCCAGGGCACAACAACUGGUUUAUAUUAUAUGUAUUAUAUAAAAGUAGUAUGUGCCUACAUAUACCUGUCAUUCCAUAUUGGAGUUCUCUAUCUUCUUCUUUGGUUAAUUGUUAAAUUGAAACUUUCUACUGAAAUCUGCAGUGUUGUUCUAUCUAUUUUAUCACCUGAUUUUAUCAAAUUAGACUCUCCAUCUUCGGUAUAGUCUUUUGGGCUUUGAAGACUAAUAAUCCUUACAAUGCUACGAGGUUAUUUCUGUCAUCAGAUUUGUUCAUGAACAGGUCAGAUUGUGUAUAUGUGUCUAUCUGACACCGUGGGACUGUGCUGUCAGUCUCCUGACGAAGUUGUGCAUAUUUUAGAAUGGGAGCGAAUUACAAAAGUGCAAUUAUUUCAGGAGUAAAUAAAAACACUGCUAUGGCGCGCCUAUCAUACUACUAUAUUACUACUAUUCAUAACGCUACUAUAUAGUGUAUACACCGAGCUGUACAUUGCUAUUAUAUACAGCUCAGUGAAUGUACAUAUGAUAUCUAUAAUCUAUGGCUAUCACUUGAUCCGUGUGGUCAGGAUCAUAUGGUCUGCAAAGUAGUGCUUUUAAAUCUUCGUUUUGCCUGUUUUAAAAUGUGAAAUCACAAAAGUGCAAUCAUAUUUAUACUAAACUACUAUUUAUCUGGAAGACCUUGCUUAGAAUAAACAUGCGUAAUUUAAAUGAAACUAUUGGAAAAAACUGUAGUAGUAGAUACUGAAUUCCUUAGCCAAGCAAAGUUUAGAAACUUGAAGCAAAACUUAGUUUAACAAGGUUUAAGCUCAAGUUUAAUUAUUAAUGUUAGAUGCAUUUUGCACAUCAGACUUUGUACUGUUGACAUCGCAUAUAGCGUCCACCAUACAUGAUCCUGUUGUGCAAUGUGCAUGUAUUAAUUCCUUACAGUUGCGUUUGCAUGGCGGUUGAUAUAGACAAUGUUACACACACUGAAAACAUUUCUUACGAAAGCUAUUUAGACAUUACUAAUUGCCGAUGGCCCAACUUGGUAAAGAAGUAGGUCAUUAUAUGAUCACUAAUAGGCCGAGGUAUUGUUGAAUAUAUUCAAUUAAAUACCCCUAUCAUUAAUUAACUGCUGUAUUUAAACAAAUAAAGUGGUAGUGGAUCCGUAA